AUGGUAGAACUCGAGGGUAGGAGAGAGAAAGAUAAUUUCCUGUUGCAACAAAUCAUCCAAUUUUCACUUGCCAUCCCUACAUCUUGUCGACAAAAUGGUCAGCUGACGUCGACGAGGACGACGAAGAAGAAGGAGAUGGUGUUUAAGAGCCCAUACCAACAUUACAUGAAGCUCCUCAAGAGUCCUGAUGAGGUGCUCGGUGGGCCCUCGACUAGCAAUGUCACGAUCCCGCUCGUGCCGUGCUUCCGGGUGGUGGACCUGGUUUUCUUCCCUGGUGUCCCAGUUUACUUCCCUGGUGGACCCAAGUGUGAAAAGUGUGAGACAGGGAUGAGGGGAUUGAUGGGGGACCUGAGGCAAAGAGAAGUGGAUGAAUGGCUAGGAGUUGGAGAUUCCUCAAGUGAAACGCAGCUGGGAAGUUCCGCUCGAAUCGGCAUCUACGGAUGGAGAAAACGAUUCCUCUAUCUCCUUCUCAUUCUCCUGCUUGUCAUGAUCAUCACAAAUCUUUCCCUCACUCUCUGGAUCCUCAAAGUCAUGGACUUUUCCGUCGAAGGGAUGGGGAGACUGAGGAUCAUCAGUGAAGGGCUUCGAUUGGAUGGAGAGGCGUAUAUCUUAGAUCGGCUGAUCAUGUCUCACAUGAGAUCCCGACGAGGACAAGCCAUCACGUUAGAAGCAUCGAGGAACUUCACUAUAAGAACAAGGAAGGAUACGCAAAUCGCCAACACCCUCUUCCUCGGUGAGAAUAGAUUGGAUUGCGAGGCUUCCUCGUUCCGCAUCGUGGAUCCUUUGGGUCGGGAACUCUUUUCCGCCACACGAAAAGAGGUCCAUGUCGGUGCUUCCACUCUUAGGGUCUCAGGUCCAGGGGGAGCCGAGUUCGAUGCCGUCCAAACCCCUCUCGUCAGGGCUGAAGCCAGCCAUGAGCUUAGGUUGGAGUCACCGACGCGAAGCAUCACAAUGGAGGCACCGGAGAGCAUCGGGAUAGAGUCGUGGGCCGGGGACAUCUACGCCUCCUGCCUGACCAACAUCCGCCUCCAAUCCCGACGAGGAGCCAUCUAUCUAAACUCGGGGAAAGUGCGAUUGCCGGAUGUGCCGAUAGCGAACGUGACUUCUUCUCCAAGGCAGAAUGUGCUCGUGUACCAAAUGUGCGCCUGCGGAAAUGGACAAAUCUUCCUCGUGCCUCCGACCAGGCAGUGUCAUGCUGAUCCCACUGUUUGCUUCUAAAGACUAUCUCACUCCUGACUCUGAUGAUCCGUCUAUUCCUGCUUCACUUCGACAACGUGACCAAAGGCGCUCAUCCUCGGGACUCGGUCAUGGUCUUCGAUUCGGGCCCAUUCACUGUGAUAACCUCCACGGUGCUGGCUAUCGAAUUUGAAAACAUCACUUUGCCUGUAUAUUAAUUUCGAGCAUAGUGUGACGUCCUCUAUGAAUUUAUUGAUCUGAGACGUUUAUAGUAUGAGUUGAUGAGUUUGAAACUUUCUUCUGGCAGAAUAAUAAGGGUUUUCUUUAAAUUGAUAAAUUGCCCUGUCGCAUUCGUCGAUCUUGUCUCCAGGAAUAUCCAAGGUACCAUUUGUGUUUGGCAUUGUACCGUCUGCCUAUGGACAAAAUAAGCGUGGGAUACUUUCAUUUUCUCCUUAAAUAUGUGAACAAGGAUGAAUGACUUCUUUUCGCCUCAUUUCGUUUUUUCUUUCCUAGCAGAAUGAGAAAAGAAGCAAGAAAGAAACCUCUGUUUUCUGCAGUACGAAACGAUGCUUAUUAUUUUUGCAUCGGUUCCUCUCGCUUCACUCUGAAGAGCAAGAAAGACAAGCUUACUUGAUUAGCUUCCAUGUUAUGCUGACUUUCUCUCUCCGGUUCUCUUCAAUUCCCUUGACACC
Molecule: messenger RNA, 1868 nt
Organism: Darwinula stevensoni
Lineage: Eukaryota; Metazoa; Arthropoda; Ostracoda; Podocopida; Darwinulidae
Source: the annotation of a GenBank genome assembly